Ctenopharyngodon idella (grass carp) is the source of this 2276-nucleotide messenger RNA. Its product is annotated as fibrous sheath CABYR-binding protein-like. NCBI's taxonomy places the organism in Eukaryota, Metazoa, Chordata, Actinopteri, Cypriniformes, Xenocyprididae. The coding region runs from base 19 to 2220 and encodes 733 amino acids. The transcript is spliced from 6 exons. The record is from RefSeq and is a predicted model, not a curated record.
UAACAAGAAACCCAGGUGAUGAAAAUCUGUGUUAUUUUAAAAGCUCUGGCUUUGAGGCCUGUUUUAGAAAGCAUAGGUAGAUUGGUGAUAGUUUUGUCUAUAAUCAAGAUGACCGUUUCAAACAUUAUGUUUUUGGUCUUUUUGUGUCACCAAUUGGUGCUCAAUGGAUUUGCUUCUCCAGUUGGCCGUCAUUUAUACCAGACUGGUAUUGAGCAAGUACGCUUGGAAAAUAAAGAUGGCCCCUUGUCUCUUCCUUAUUUGAACAAGCAAAAUCCAACACGGCCAGUGGUAGCAAAGUGUAAUAUGGCUAUUGUGCUGUCGUUGAAGAAUACAUCUGGGCUAGUUGUCCAAAAAGGCAUUAAUGAGAAUUUCACUGAGUCCAGCCCUUUCCCUGCUGAGGUUGAUGGGAAGUUGACGGAGUCCAGCCACGUCCCCGCGGAGGAGUCCAGCCACGUCCCCGCGGAGGAGUCCAGCCACGUCCCCGCGGAGGAGUCCAGCCACGUCCCCGCGGAGGAGUCCAGCCACGUCCCCGCGGAGGAGUCCAGCCACGUCCCCGCGGAGGAGUCCAGCCACGUCCCCGCGGAGGAGUCCAGCCACGUCCCCGCGGAGGAGUCCAGCCACGUCCCCGCGGAGGAGUCCAGCCACGUCCCCGCGGAGGAGUCCAGCCACGUCCCCGCGGAGGAGUCCAGCCACGUCCCCGCGGAGGAGUCCAGCCACGUCCCCGCGGAGGAGUCCAGCCACGUCCCCGCGGAGGAGUCCAGCCACGUCCCCGCGGAGGAGUCCAGCCACGUCCCCGCGGAGGAGUCCAGCCACGUCCCCGCGGAGGAGUCCAGCCACGUCCCCGCGGAGGAGGUUGAUGGGAAGUUGACUGAGUCAAGCCCUGUCCCCCCUGAAGAGUCCAGCCACGUCCCUGCAGAGGAAUCCAGCCCUCUUUCUGCCGAGGUUGAUGGGAAGUUGGAGUCCAGCCCUCUUCCCACUGAGGAAUGCAGCCCUCUCCCCGCUGAAGAAGUUGGGAAAUUGAAAGAGCCAAGCACUGUCCCCGCAGAAGAAUCCAGCUCUCCCCCUGCUGAGGUUGAUGGGAAGUUGACCGAGCCAAGCACUGUCCCCGCAGAAGAGUCCAGCCAUGUCCCUGCUGAGGUUGAUGGGAAGUUGACCGAGCCAAGCACUGUCCCCGCAGAAGAGUCCAGCCAUGUCCCUGCUGAGGUUGAUGGGAAGUUGACCGAGCCAAGCACUGUCCCCUCUGAAGAGUCCAGCCAUGUCCCCGCAGAAGAAUCCAGCUCUCCCCCUGCUGAGGUUGAUGGGAAGUUGACCGAGCCAAGCACUGUCCCCUCUGAAGAGUCCAGCCAUGUCCCCGCAGAAGAAUCCAGCUCUCCCCCUGCUGAGGUUGAUGGGAAGUUGACCGAGCCAAGCACUGUCCCCGCAGAAGAGUCCAGCCAUGUCCCUGCUGAGGUUGAUGGGAAGUUGACCGAGCCAAGCACUGUCCCCUCUGAAGAGUCCAGCCAUGUCCCCGCAGAAGAAUCCAGCUCUCUCCCUGCUGAGGUUGAUGGGAAGUUGACCAAGCCAAGCACUGUCCCCUCUGAAGAGUCCAGCCAUGUCCCCGCAGAAGAAUCCAGCUCUCUCCCUGCUGAGGUUGAUGGGAAGUUGACUGAGCCAAGCACUGUCCCCUCUGAAGAGUCCAGCCAUGUCCCCGCAGAAGAAUCCAGCUCUCCCCCUGCUGAGGUUGAUGGGAAGUUGACCGAGCCAAGCACUGUCCCCUCUGAAGAGUCCAGCCAUGUCCCCGCAGAAGAAUCCAGCUCUCCCCCUGCUGAGGUUGAUGGGAAGUUGACCGAGCCAAGCACUGUCCCCGCAGAAGAGUCCAGCCAUGUCCCUGCUGAGGUUGAUGGGAAGUUGACCAAGCCAAGCACUGUCCCCUCUGAAGAGUCCAGCCAUGUCCCCGCAGAAGAAUCCAGCUCUCUCCCUGCUGAGGUUGGUGGGAAGUUGACCGAGCCAAGCACUGUCCCCUCUGAAGAGUCCAGCCAUGUCCCCGCAGAAGAAUCCAGCUCUCCCCCUGCUGAGGUUGAUGGGAAGUUGACCGAGCCAAGCACUGUCCCCGCAGAAGAAUCCAGCUCUCUCUCUGCUGAGGUUGAUGGGAAGUUGACUGAGUCUAGACCUGUCCCUGCUGAACAGUCCAGCCAUGUCCCUGAGGUUGAUAGGAAGAUGUGCUUAUGUUCAUCUCCAUAACUGUCACCUUUCAGAUCUUGUUUUAAGUCAAUAAAACCAGUUAUUUUUCUGGAAAA